CCUCCAUCAUGCCACGCAAAGAAACAAACACGAGCUCCAUCACCGCUCAGGCCCAGCAGGAUGCCGUUUCCGACGGUAUCGAGAACUUUGAACUCCCGAAGAGCUUGAUAACCAAAAUUGCGCGGUCGGCGAUUCCUGAAAAUGCUAAGCUCCAGAAGGAAACGAUUCUAUCGCUUGUGAAAGGAUCAACAGUAUUCAUUAACUAUCUCGCUGCUACUGCUCAUGACGUUGCUCUAUCGAAGCAACACAAGAGUAUUAGCGCAACGGACGUCCUUCGUGCCCUCGAAGUCAUGGAGCUGGGUGAUCUAGUGCAGAAUCUUCAGGAGGAACUGCAAGUAUACCGCGAGCUCAGCAAAACCGAUAAGACUAAACGAGCUACAUCCUCUGUCGCUCCGGUUCCCCGCACUACACCAGGUAUCAAGCUAGUAGGGUCUGUCUCUGCUCCGGCGCCAACCGUACCUACUAUCAAAAUCAAAGGCAAGGAGAAAGCCACUACGCCAUUCACGUCGACACCGUUAGAAACUCCUCCUUCUGAAUCAAUAUCAACGGGUCCCAUAGCUAUGGAUGUGGACCAAGAGGUGGUGGAAGAGGAGGAAGAAGAAAUAGCUGAGGAAGAAGAAAUUGUUGAUGAAGAACAGGAAGAAGACGAGGAAGAGGAGCUGCAGGAUACCGUCGCACUCGAGGAGGAGGAGCUCAGGAAAGAUGCAAAGGGGUUGGAUGAUACUGUCGGCCUUCACCGUCCUGAGGUGCCGCAAGACGAUGAUAAGAUGAUGGAGUGAUGAUAAGUCUCAUUUCUCAUAUCUAUCUUAUUUGUUUUGUAAGUUCUCGUCUGUAACAUUAUUUGAUUUUAGAAUAUCUUGAACUGGCUCUCUCAGGCGUAAUGGCUUCAUACAUUAUGCCCCGUUACUCCACCGACGCACUUUGUCAAGUAUCUCCGCGGCCUAUUUUAUUGACGGCCGUUGCAAUUGAUUCCAUGAAGCAGCACUGAAGUGCUUCAAAUUAUAUUUCCAGAAGUCGUUG
Desarmillaria tabescens is the source of this 1020-nucleotide messenger RNA. Its product is annotated as histone-fold-containing protein. The coding region runs from base 9 to 779 and encodes 256 amino acids. Gene Ontology annotation, cellular component: CHRAC; epsilon DNA polymerase complex. Lineage: Eukaryota; Fungi; Basidiomycota; Agaricomycetes; Agaricales; Physalacriaceae. The transcript is spliced from 5 exons. The record is from RefSeq and is a predicted model, not a curated record. Gene Ontology annotation, molecular function: chromatin DNA binding; protein heterodimerization activity. Gene Ontology annotation, biological process: leading strand elongation; DNA damage response; heterochromatin formation.